This is a messenger RNA of Tyto alba (common barn owl), 3747 nucleotides long. It is a transcript of the gene ICOSLG, whose product is annotated as inducible T cell costimulator ligand. The coding region runs from base 187 to 1113 and encodes 308 amino acids. NCBI's taxonomy places the organism in Eukaryota, Metazoa, Chordata, Aves, Strigiformes, Tytonidae. The record is from RefSeq and is a predicted model, not a curated record. The transcript is spliced from 7 exons.
CCGGCGGAGCGGUGCCACGGCACGGCGCGGUGCCACGGCCGCGGGGCCGGCCCCGCGCGGAAGGCGGAAAUCCCCGGCGGGGGGAGGCGUGGGAGGGAAAGGGGAAUGGCCUAAACCGGGUGGCCGUGGGCUCGGCACGGCACGGCACGGCACGGCACGGCUCGGGCGGCCUCCCGCGCCGCUGCGAUGGAGCCCCGAGGUUACGGGUUUCUGUUACUGCUCCUUCAUAUCCUGAGAGCUGUUAUCGCACUGGAGGAGAAGGUCAUUGUCAGUAAGCUUGGAGACAACGCUACACUGAGUUGCAUUUAUCGAGGAACAGAAUUGCACUUAAAAAACCUACGGGUAUAUUGGCAAAUAGCUGAUGAUCAAGAAAAGUGUUCAGUGGUACAUGCACUGAUCGCCGGUCAAGAUAAUGAAAGUGAACAGUGUAUUAAUUUUAAAAACAGGACUCAGUUAUUCUGGGAUAGAUUGGAAAAUGGCGAUUUUUCACUGCUACUGCUAAAUGUCAGCCAGAGUGAUGAACGUACGUACAAAUGUGUAGUACUGCAGAAAAGUGAAUAUACAAGAAUGGUUCACCAGGCAGAAGUGGUUCUCAGUUUAGCAGCUAGUUAUAGCCAACCAAUACUCAGUGGACCAAUAAGAAACAGUGACAGCACUGGAGAGGAGGUGACUUUCAGCUGCAGGUCUGGCAAUGGAUACCCAGAGCCCAAUGUUUAUUGGAUAAAUAAAACGGAUAACAGCCACCUGCCUCCAUCAGAGCUAACAAUCACCCCCCACGCCGAUGGCACUUACAGUGUUUUUAGCACGCUGAAGGUUAAAGCCACUUCUAACAUGCAAAUAGAGUGCUCCGUAGAAAAUAAAAUACUGCGGGAAAAUCUAUCAGCCAACUACACACAGCAGAAGCAAAGCAAUGGUUCUAGCACAGAAAGUCACAAAAACCUGGAAAAAAAUGUACGAGGUGCUCAAGCAGCUGGCAUCGUUUCCAUUGUUAUUCUGAUAGGUCUUCUAGCUGUUUUAACCUGCUGGCUGUGGAGACGGAGGUCCUCCAAACUAGUGUCCUACACAGAUGUCCAGUCAAAUGAAGAGAAAGGAGAACUCAACUCACCUGUCUAAAUGGAAAGUCUGACAACGAUUUGGGCAGCUGGAGAUGUGUCAAGAGAAGCAUCACCCCCCAUCUCAGUGGCAGCAUUGCUUGCAAUACAAGUGACAGAUUUCUGCAGAGCAUGCCAAGAGAGAUGGCAAAAAAAAUUUCUCCAACACAAGAGACAGCAAAAUCCACUGGAUUUCUGUUCCACCAGAGGCUGUGUCCACACAACAGUUGUGUCACCAGACCAGCUAUCCACUUUGGACAGUCCUCCGGGAUAGUCUGUCAAUGUUUUGAGCUCUUGCACAGGGGAAGACAAUAGGCCUGGGACUUAGCUACUCUGUGCCAGACCACAGAGAGCUGGUGAGUGCCCAGUCUCUCGUCGUCACCUUUGAGGACUUAGUAGCAGAAGCAGCUGCGUUUCAGGAGUGUGGAAAGUUCUUGCUGUGUCUCCUUACACCAAUGAUGACUACUGAAUGUGAAGAAAGGCAGCUUAAAAAAAAAGAAAGAAAACUGAAGGACUCUCUGCAAAGUGAGAUUUCUGGCCUUUUCCACCUUUCUCUACAGUACGUCCUUGCGUUGUCUGGUUUCACCAGCUGUAUGGUAUUGUGUAUAGAACUAGGUAGAACAUUUUGACCCAGUCCUCCAAAAAUGGGAAUUGCUCUGAUGGGGUUAAGCACUGAAUGUGUUAACAUAAGGGAACGUGUGUUCUUUAAAUGCACUUGAUAUCAACAUUUUGUUUUUUACCAAAUAUUCCACUGAAAAGGGGACUUCCACUUUUGACAGAAGCCAGUGCAUACUUAUGUAGAAAAAUAGGCUGUAGAAAUCUGACUAAAAAUAGUGCUCCCUGCUAAGUUAGCGUUGGGUUACCUGAACUUACCCAUUUCGAGAUAGAACAAAAACUGUGGUCAAGCUCUGCUUGAUUCAGCUGGUAUUUAUUUAAGCAUUACCCCGUGGCUUCCAGGGAGGAUUUUAAACUGAAAUUUUUAAACUGAACCUCUCCCUGUGUCCCAUCCCUCCACCCAAAAGAAAAAAAAAAAAAAAAAAAGCACGCAGACUAUAGCACUGUGUUGUCCAUGAAUGUCCAGAAAGCCAAGAACUGCAUUUUCCUUGUGCCAGUGCACGUGCCUUGCUGUUUCAGCCCCAAGUCAGCCAGGAGAAAGUGGUUGAAAAUGGAAAAGCAGUAAACUUUUCUGAUGGUAUGAGGUUUUUGAAGGAGGAAGAGGAAUCUAUACUAGCUCUUUUGCCUAGGUGGGGCAGGUUCCCCAUCUUGUCACAGUGAGGUAGAGAUGACGGUUUUAAACUGAGCUCUGGAGACACUUGGCUUCUCCUGCACUAGUUGCUAGACUAAAAUUCUACCAUCUUUGUGAAUAAGUCACAGCCUUGUUUGACCUAGCUCUGUGGGGGGGAGGCACUCCAGUGUCAGCUGUGAGAUAGGACAUUGACUUGUCAUAGCAAGAUCAGCUUUGAAAUGCCAGCCAAGUGAAAAUAAUUUUUGUCAUCCUGUUCUCCCAUCACGGGGAAUCCAGAACCACUUGGCAAUAGUAUAGUUAGCUUUUGUUGAGGCAGUACCCACCCAAGAAGACUCCGAGUUGGGUAGCUGUGCACCACUGCUGCGCCAGUACCUUGUGGGAGGGCUGCACAGGCUCAGCCUCAUGGCAUUCAAGAGAAGGGGCAGUUUAGCUCUCACUUGAUGCAAUCUAGACUUACUCACCAAUUUGAACAGGAUAGAGAAACCUUUUUUUUAAAAAAAAAGCUAAGGUGAAACGAAAUAAUUAAGCUCCUGUUUAGGUUAUAAGUAACGGUGUACAACUGUGUUUUUUAAAAGAUUGUUUAUCUAUUAAUGUCAAAAAAAGUAUAUUGCGUAUUUGAUAAUCUUCAAUGUCUGUGAAAAAUAUUGUUUUAUUUAUUAAUUUUACCUUUAUUAUCUGUUGCCUUCCAAUCUACAACUGUAAUGUACCCUAUCAGGUAGGGCAUUUAGCUCACAGUGUUCAUCAGAUAAGAUUACUGAGGUGCUGUAAGUUACUUUAAAUGCCAGCCUUUCCUUGUCUUCUCUCAUGUCCAUUAAUCUAGGUGUUAGAUAUUUUCUGAGCCCAUGUCUAGUCUUCAAUGAACCCGAGGGAAUUUGCUUGAAGAAAGCAUGCAAGCUUGCAGACACCUUAAAAAUGUGAGUAACAGCUGUGCGGAUGUGAAGGGUAACCAUUUCCUAGUGGUUCACUAAGAAAUGCUGCAGACAUUUCCUCGCUAUCUCAUGGCGUUGUUUUGCACAGCCUCUCUGGUGCUGCUGUAACUGACAGAAGCCUUUUCUAAAAACAGUUUUCCAUCUUCAUAUCCUGCCACUGCAAGAAGCUGUAACGGUUUAGAGAUGCAAGAAGUGACCUAGAAGUCUCUUCGCAAUAUUUUGUUAAGCUAAUUUAGACCAUUUGGAUUUUCUUACUUCUGGGCUACUUCAUGGUACGUAGUGAAUACAUCUAAAUGCAACAGCCUGCUCUUGCAAAAUCCAUAUUUUUGAUAGGUAUAGGUUUCCAGCUAUUUUUAGAAGCAAGUAAAUCCUAAAUGACAGUUGUUUGUUACCAUUCAAAGGACAUGAAAAUUUUGUGGUAACAGAGUUUGUCAUCAUAUACCAUGUUUGUAUUUUAAAUAAAAUUCAUUCAUUCUUCUGG